Armigeres subalbatus is the source of this 2786-nucleotide messenger RNA. Its product is annotated as CDP-diacylglycerol--glycerol-3-phosphate 3-phosphatidyltransferase, mitochondrial-like. Gene Ontology annotation, molecular function: CDP-diacylglycerol-glycerol-3-phosphate 3-phosphatidyltransferase activity. NCBI's taxonomy places the organism in Eukaryota, Metazoa, Arthropoda, Insecta, Diptera, Culicidae. Bases 999 to 2498 code for a protein of 499 amino acids. The transcript is spliced from 5 exons. The record is from RefSeq and is a predicted model, not a curated record. Gene Ontology annotation, cellular component: mitochondrion. Gene Ontology annotation, biological process: cardiolipin biosynthetic process.
GUGCUCCCGACUCCCGAUGGUGUGACCAUCAUCGACAUCAGUUCAGUCGCAUAGAAAGUGAAUCGAUGCUGCUGCAGUUGAUGGUGAUAAACAAGACGUGUAGUCGAGUGCAGUGCGGUGGAAUUUCUCUGCGCCCGAGUUGCCCGUAGGCGCACAUCCCGGCUCGGUAUCGAACUAUCUGCAUUGCUGAUUCUUGUCACGGCAAAUCUUCGGAACUCCUUUGAUUACCAAACCAACCGUUCUUUGUGGUUGAUUUGGUAGUCCAUACGCCACCCGAACCACCGGAACGCGCAGUGGGGUCGCGUGCGUGUCAGUGUUUUCUUCGUUUUUUGUGAAAGUCGUAUCAAACUCGCGGAUUAAUUAGCAUACGAUGAGUCGCGAUGUGUUUUUUUAUGUUUCCAUCUCCAUCCAUUAGUAGUGUUUUCAUUUUUUCUUGUUCUCGCCUUCCUGGAGCAAAGAGCUAGCAGUUUCGCUUGAUGUGUCGUACACCGUCUAGUCAUCACCGAACUCAUCCGAUAGAGCAGUGCAGUGUCUUGGCGUGGAAACAGAACCAGAUAGAGCGGAACUAUCAUGAGUGUUAUUGAUUUCAUUUUCAGUUUUUCUGUUUACAUUCCCCUGUUCGUUCUGUUGAUGUUUAUGUAAUCGCGCAGUCACACAUCGAAACAGAUCGAAACGUUUGGCGGCUGCUGUUCGCUCCCGUCAGCUCGACUGUCAAAUUUGCAAAAGCAACAACACUGAUUCAGUCGAAAUUAUCUAAGAACGAGGAGUGAUGAUAUUUUGCAAAACAGGCUGAUUUUUUGGCAAUCUCAGCUGAUUUAGGCUACAACGGUUAUCAAGAGCGACAGAAGCCAUACACGUCACAGCAACACGCAGGGUUCAUCGAACGUGUGCGGAUCGAAUCAAAACGAACUGCUGAAGUGAAAUAAGAUUGGGAUAGCGCAUUGAUAUACGCAGUGGUUUGAGAAAGUUGGCAAAUCAUUCUCCAACCACUGUUCAAAAUGAUCCGCCGCCUUUUUAGCACCCUCAUCACCGACUACCCUCCCGUGGGUGAGUUCCUUCCUGUGGCCUCCUCCAAUCCAUCGCAGUCGGCACAGAAUGGCUCUGCCAACAGUAGUGGGUCAACCUUUCGUUCGCCACACCUGGAAUCGCUCAACUGGCUGCACACUAUUUCACCCUGCUUCCCCGUAUCGGGCGAUCGUAUCGAAGUCAUCUACGAACCGUCCGCCUUCUACAACACCCUGGUGUCGAAAUGUGCCGUAGCCAAGCGGCGAAUUAUGCUGGCCAGCUUAUAUCUCGGAAUCGGUGGCAAGGAGGCCCAACUGGUAACCGCUAUCCACGACAAUAUGAAGCAGAACUUGCAGCUGAAGGUGGAUGUUCUGCUGGAUUUCACUCGGGGAACGCGAGGGGAGAAGAAUUCGCAAACCACUCUGAUGCCACUGCUGCGCGAGAGCGACAAUUUUCGGCUUUCGCUGUACCACACUCCGGUACUACGGGGUCUUACCAAAAAACUUGCGCCACCUCGAUGGAACGAACUACUCGGUAUACAGCAUAUGAAGUUGUACCUGGUUGAUGACACGGUGAUCAUCAGUGGAGCAAACCUUUCCAACGACUAUUUCACAAACCGACAAGAUCGGUACGUCAUGAUUGAAGAUCGCAAACUGGCGGAUUUCUACGCAGAUUUCCUCAAUAAGGUGCAGGAGUUCAGCUUGAAUGUAAACCGAAAUGGUGAGGCGUGUCUACAUGACGGUUGGGACAUGCUACCGUACAAAAGCGCCCAGGCGGAUUUUGCAGGAGAGGCUCGCGAGCGGAUACGGAAUUAUUUCAAAUCAGUGAUGGACCGACAAAGGACCGUCUGCGAAGAAGACACAGUUUCCGACACGUGGAUAUUUCCGCUAAUUGAGAUGGGACAGCUCGGAAUUCAUCACGACAGUUUGGCUACCAAGAGUCUUCUUUCGGGCUGUUUGAAGGAUUCGAAACUCAAACUUGCAACCGGAUAUUUUAACCUUACAGAAACCUACAUGGAUACGCUCACCAAAGACUGCCAAGCGGAAUGCAGUAUUCUGAUGGCUCACCCGAAUGCAAAUGGUUUCUUGGGCGCCAAAGGUCCAGCUGGAGGCAUUCCAGCGGCGUACUCACUCAUAGCGCGUAAGUUCUACGAAAAGCUUCAGCAAUCCGGCCAGGACCAUCGGGUGUCGCUGUUUGAAUAUGAACGAACCGGUUGGACGUACCACGCCAAGGGUCUCUGGUAUUACCUGCCCGGAUCAACGCUACCGAACGUCACCCUCAUCGGGUCGUCCAAUUUCGGCGAACGAUCGGUUAAUCGUGAUCUGGAGGCGCAAAUCUGCGUGGUCACUACGAACGGUGGGCUACAGCGAAAGCUGCAGUCCGAGUUCGAAAACAUCCUGCAACAUUCUACGACGGCGGAAGCGGAACUGACGGCAAGGCCGGUGCCGAGGUGGGUCCGGGCCGUGGUCGGACUGUUUAGGAACUUUUUCUAAGUCACACUCGCGUUGAGUCGAAAUCGAUGAUGCCAUGUCUUCCGCUCUGUCCCCAAGGGAGUAUGUGCGACUGUUGGAGCGGAUUUUUCUGAUUAUUAGCCGUGAAACAAUCGAAUCACCAAAUCUAUUUAGCUAGUUAAGAGCCAAUUCGUUGACUUGUUAAUUUAUUUUAACUUGCGACCUGUAGGUAAACAAAUUGUAAAUUUGAACGCUUACUCAACUUUUAUGAAGAGAUAAAGAGCCCUAUGAUAAUAAAAUACUUAUGCAACAAUGUUGGAUUACUGAAUA